UCGAGCGUCUGAGGAUGACGGAGGAGCUCUAUGGCAAACAUGCGGCUGCUCUCUAUGCACAAGCAGCAGACUUCAACAAGACUGCUCGCUUUUACUACAUGAAGGCUCAGGACGCCUACUACCUUGCCAACGCGCAGGCCUCAUACGAUGAUUGGCGAAGAGCUCGCAGACAGUGGGACUAUUUCUACCGCAGGAAGUGAGCAGAGGUCUGAUGCUCUUGUUACCCACAUCAAGUUUUUUGCCUCGAAAUGUGUCGUUUCAGAUAAUCUGAAGUGUAUUGUGUUGUCAUGGAUGAACAUUGUUUG
Messenger RNA from Guillardia theta CCMP2712, 305 nucleotides. RefSeq lists its product as hypothetical. Lineage: Eukaryota; Cryptophyceae; Pyrenomonadales; Geminigeraceae. The record is from RefSeq and is a predicted model, not a curated record. The transcript has 3 exons. Bases 15 to 200 code for a protein of 61 amino acids.